This is a messenger RNA of Oppiella nova, 590 nucleotides long. Lineage: Eukaryota; Metazoa; Arthropoda; Arachnida; Sarcoptiformes; Oppiidae. The record is from the annotation of a GenBank genome assembly.
UUUCAGCAAAGAUUUUGUGGACGUUAUUGAAGCUAUCGAUUCAUCGCAAGGACUCAUGAAUUUGCAUAACAAUGAAGCCGGUCGUCGAACCAUAAGAGCCAAUAUGGAGCUUAUCUGCAAAUGUCACGGCGUUUCUGGUUCUUGCACUGUAAGGGUCUGCUGGAGGAAAAUGAAACCUUUUAGAGAGAUCGGCGAACAACUGGUCCGCAAGUUUGAUGGCGCCACUCAUGUCAAAGUGAUUGAGCGAAAACAUCAGUUCCGACUCCGACCCACUCGUAAAGACAUUAAAAGGCCCUCAAAAAAGGAUUUGGUUUAUUUGGAGGAAUCGCCAGACUUUUGCUUCAAAAAUUCUUCGGUUGGAGUCCUGGGCACUAAAGGGCGCGCCUGUAAUGCCACUUCAUAUGGGAUGGACGGGUGCAGACUGUUGUGUUGCGGUCGGGGCUAUCAGACAGUGGAGAGGGAGGUGGAGGAGAAGUGCAACUGCAAGUUUGUCUGGUGUUGUAAAGUCCAGUGCCAACAGUGUUCCAGUCGUCGUGAGGUUCACUUUUGUAAUUAAAUUACACUUCAAUUCACUUACCACUCAAACUCAU